Messenger RNA from Nicotiana tabacum (common tobacco), 774 nucleotides. Its product is annotated as stress-response A/B barrel domain-containing protein HS1. The record is from RefSeq and is a predicted model, not a curated record. NCBI's taxonomy places the organism in Eukaryota, Viridiplantae, Streptophyta, Magnoliopsida, Solanales, Solanaceae. Gene Ontology annotation, biological process: pollen tube adhesion.
AGACACUAUUUUUGUCAUUUUCUCUACUUAAUACAAUCAACCAAAAGACGCUGACUCCAAAAUUGCUCCUCUCCUAUCGCCUAUUGCUAAAACGGUCAAAGUGAGGAGCAGGCACUAAUUUGGGAUGGAUGCUGCUAAAGGAGGAGGAGUGGUGAAGCACAUAUUGCUAGCCAAGUUCAAAGAUGGAAUUCCAGCUGACCAAAUCGACCAACUGAUUAAGCAAUAUGCUAAUCUUGUCAAUCUCAUUGAACCCAUGAAAGCUUUUCAUUGGGGUGAGAAUGUGAGCAUAGAGAACUUCCACCAAGGUUUCACUCAUGUUUUUGAGUCAACGUUCGACAGUACAGAAGGUAUUGCAGAGUAUAUAGAUCAUCCGACUCAUGUUGAAUAUGCAAAUAUAUUGCUUCCUCAGCUGGAGAAAGUCCUUGUCAUCGACUACAAACCAGAGAAAGUCGGUCCCUGAAGUGGUUUCACAAAUGGAUGCACUUGGUGAUAACUGAUAGGGAUCAGUUUUACUCUGAUAUUUACUUUGCUGUACUGAAAUCCAGUAAGAAUGACAAACUUUUCUGAAGGUCUGUGUCUUGCUUGUUUGAAACUAUUAUCUCACUUGACAGCCGCCAACACGAGUGACUUAUGGUCAGUUUGAACUGUUUAAACUUGUAUUGUUAUAACAAUCUCGAGGGAGAACACUCCUCUUUCUUCUCUAAACGGGGGAAUGAAUGAUGAACAGCAUAAGCGCAUUAAUAAACUCGGAUUUGUUAUGUAGUUGGUUUAAGA